CUUCCAGUCUUCGUCUCUGUCUCUUCUCCUUUGCUUUGUUCUUCUCCAACCAUGUCUUCGAUUCUGAGUUCGCAGGGUAUGGUCUUAGCAACAGCCAUGGCGGUUUCAGGCGCUGUAAUUCUCCUUUCUUUCUGCCGCCAGAAGCCUCUCUCUACUACCCAGCUUUCCGUUGAUCAGAAUUCCGACUGUUCGCCUCGAAUUCUUCGCUCUUGCAUCUCUUCCGAUGAGAAAAAGAGAGAGAGAAAGAAGAAAAGGGUUCACUUUGCGGCUGAUGUGGUGGAUCCAAUGGGUAACGGUGAGGAGUUCAGAAAGGAACAAAAUAAGAAUUCAAUGAUGUCGACUAGAAUUUGCAGGUCUCAGAGUUACAGGGUUCAAGAAAUGUCUUCUAACCGAAUUGCCCUGUACAAUGGAAUUCUUAGGGAUCGUGUGCAGCCGCAGAGGAUGGGCUGUUCGUAUUAAUUAGAUCUCUUUGCAACUGUAAACCACCCAUGUGAUUAGUCUCUCUGAUUGUAGUUCUUAACUCAGUUUUGUAAAAAGAUGGUAGUAGUUGUUGAUGUUGUUCAGUUUAAUUCAUCCUUUGUAAAUAUAACAACUUUUUCUGUAACCCCGAACGGACAGACAUUGUUGGA
Molecule: messenger RNA, 629 nt
Organism: Telopea speciosissima
Lineage: Eukaryota; Viridiplantae; Streptophyta; Magnoliopsida; Proteales; Proteaceae
Exons: 2
Coding region: 52-459 (135 amino acids)
Source: RefSeq, a predicted model, not a curated record